CGCCGGUCCCCGGGGCAGCGCCAGGCCGCGGCCGGGGCGGGGGGCGCUUCCCCUUCCCACAGCCCGGGGGGGCCGCGGCGCCCCUGUGAGGCCGCCUCCCCCCGCCCGUCAGGCCGGGCCCCCCCGGUGGGACCGGCCGCCCCCCUUGAGACCUGCUCCCCCCCGCCCCGAAACCGGGCUCCCGCCCGCUUUGCCCUCGGGCCUCCCCGUGAGACCGUGCCCCCCGCCUUGGGUGCCCCGGGGCUCCCCCGUGAGCCCGGUUCCCCCCCCGGGGGCUGGAGGACUGGGACCCGUCCAGGCCCCAGCUGUCCCCGUUCCGCCCCCCCUCCCCGGUUCUGUCCCCUCCCGCUGCCCCCUCCCCGGUGGGCCGGGGGGAGCCGUCCCGGGGGAGCUGGCUGGGCCCGGCCGCUGCCGUUUGGCUUUCCAGACCCAAAAAGCCGCGGGGGGAGCGCUGGUGGCGAGCCCCGUGCCAGGGGACGGGCUCUCCCCUCCCUCCCGCUUGUACCGGCUUCGCUCUCUCUGAAAACCGACCCAUCGACCGGGGUCUCGGGGGCGCCCGGGGGCCCUGCGCAGGCAGUGGUGCCCCCGCCGCACGCACCAGCAGCUCGGCUGACUGCAGUGCUCUGUUUGUCAGGAGGAACCGCCGAAUUUCGUUUCUGCGUGCUACGCCGGAGCCCUGGUUUUCAGCCGAAACAGGGGGGCGUUUGGUGCCGGGGCUGUGGAAGCACCUGGAAAUCCUGUCCUCUGAACAAUGAAGAUCUUAGACCCCGGGUAACUCUUAGAUGCGCAAACUCUACGUGAAUCUCCACAUCGCUCUUCUGAAACAGAUGCUCAAGUUCUUUAGAAGGAUCGUCCUGAUUCAGACAAAGUGCCUGCGUGAGAACAGAGAAGGCUCCCAACUAUAUUGUACCUGAGCGGUGAGCCAUGCUGGGCCGGAAAACAGGACUCCCCCAAAACCUGAACAGCCAUCACCGGAUGAAGCAGUCCUACCAGGAGGCUGUGCCCCUGCGGAGCAGACCAUCCAAGGAAAGUGAUGUCAGUCUGGAGGUGUUCAGUGGCUCUACGCCUGAAAUCAAACAGAGCCGCAACAGAGCCCAGCAAAUGCGCGAUAGGAGAGGUCGCAAAGCUGACCUCAAAGACUCUUAUGGGAGAGAGGCAGAAACAAUUACCUUUAUCUCUGGUACAGCAGAGGCUCCCCAAGCCCAGAGCUUAUGCUGUUCCUCUCUGUCUCAGGCCUGGAACACAUACAAGGCUGUUUUCUGUUGUAUAGUGACCUGUGGGGGCUGCUUUCAGGACUGCAGUGUCUGUAUCACCUAUCCGGGGCCUGCUGAGACCUCCACUGAUGACGGCAAGAACGGAGAUUAUAAUGGGCGACUGCCAAACAGCCCCGCCAACGUCUCUCCCACUGAGAAGAACGGGAACCAGAUCAAAAAGACCAACAUGGGCAGUAGUUUCAGUUACCCAGAUGUGAAACUAAAGGGCAUUCCUGUCUACCAGAACAGGAGCCCCAGUCACCAUCUGGAUUCAGAUUCAUGCUGCAAAGAGCUGCUGCCAGAUAAGCCCUUAAGGAACAGCAUAGAAAAGGCACCGCUCCCCAGCAGCCACCGGAGUUCGGAGGAGUAUUACUCAUUCCACGAGUCCGACCUGGACAUCAGCGAGCUGAAUGGCUCCAUGUCCAGCAGGGAGAUUGACGUCCUGAUCUUCAAGAAACUCACGGAGCUCUUCAGUGUCCACCAGAUCGAUGAGCUGGCCAAAUGCACGUCAGACACUGUCUUCCUGGAGAAGACUAACAAGAUCUCGGACCUCAUCAAUAGCAUUACUCAGGACUACAACCUGGAUGAGCAGGAUGCUGAAUGCAGGCUGGUCCGAGGCAUCAUACGCAUCAGCACCCGGAAAAGCAGGGUGCGGCCCCAUAUUUCUAUCCCGGCCAGCCAGAGCCAUGAGGAGAAGUCCAGCAGAGGCAACCCGCCGGACAGCGGUAAUGAAACCAUGCUGGAGUCCAUGGUCAUCAGCCAAGAUGACCUGGCUGUGCAAAUAUCGGAGGAAACGCCAGCAGAUGUGAUAGCCAGGAAUAUGAGGCGGCAUAGCAGUGCAGGAUCUCCAACGAGCAGAGAUUCCUCUUUCCAGGACACAGAGACUGACUCAUCUGGGGCACCCCUGCUUCAGGUGUAUUGUUAAGGAAAAGGACCGAAGUAGCAGGCAGGUGCUACAAGGCCAUUUCUACCCUUUCAGUACAGAGCAUGCCAUGCCGCUAUUUUUUUUUUCCAUUCUGCUCUUAUCCUUUGUUGAAGCCAUUCUUCUCCACUUGUCUGAAUUGCAUUGUUUGGACAAUAUCGAACAUCAUGGAAAUGAACUGUGGAUCUAAUGAGCUCGGAAGGUGGACUGUGUGCCCUGGGAGGAGAAGACAAACAAGGAAGUACUGGAUUUUAUUUCCAUUCUUGGCGUUUAGCUUCAACGACCUCAGUGGCCCAGCUCUUUCCCUGCUUUGAGAAUCUGCUGUACAGUUCUUGCUUUUUGGCAUUGCAUAAUUAACUUGGGGAGUGAAUAAUCAUAUGGUGUCUCUGUUUGUCACAACUCUGAGGUGAAAGCCAAGGCGUUAGCAGCACCCUGCUCUCUACACACCCAGAUCUCUACUUAAAAUUGCUGGCUUUGUGGUCCUGGAAAUGUAAGUCCUCUAUCCAUGGUAUUUACAGUAGCUGGAUAUGCUCUCUUCCUGCCGACCUUCAGUGGUGUCAUCUCCUGCCACCUUGGAAGGAGAAGGUUCAGUUAAUGCAGUUCAUUUAAUCUUUGGCCUCUUGGCAUGUCUCCCAUGAUGGUCAGUCAGUGCCAGUUCCAGGGGAGACGAAGUGCCUGGACUGCUACCCAGCUCUUGUCUCCCAGUUACCAAAUGGACCACGGAGAUCAGCUUUGUGGUCGCUGCCAAUCUGAUGUGAACUACCAGCAUGAGGUAUUAGAAAAUUGCAAGUGCUGAUCUGAGACUUGCAUACCAGUCAGCUCUUGCUCACUCAUCUGCCAAGCCCUCCGCAUUUACCCCUUGUGCUUAUUUCAUACUGACUGCUGGGGAGAGCCUUGAACUUGGGUUGUGGCAGGUGAGUGGGAUAAUCGGUUCAUUUUUAGUUUUUUGUAAUUAUGAACUGAGCUGUAGGGCCACUGUGCUAGCAACUCCCUGAAAAGGCGUUUGCUCGGAAAGGAAAGCCUCCCUGUGAAAGCAUCUCCAAAGCGUCUGCAAGGAACUGCUUGCUCCUGCCUUUCCCCUUUGGGAACUUGGUGCCUUCUGCUUCCCUUUGCUCUCCUUUAACAGCCAGCAACAAGCACAAGAUGUGAUAUUGCUACCCCGAAGGCACAAAGCCAGACGACCUUGAGGGCUGCAGCACUGCAGCAGGAGGAAGCCGUACCUUACUGGUGUUGCCAUUUGCUUGUUUAUCAGAAAGUAAACAUGUGAAGUCAUGGAACUUGUUUAUACAUUCAGGUGCCCUUGUACAUGAGCAGAGAAAAUGGGUAGCUGAAUUUACCUGCAAUGGAAUAAACGCACCCUGUGUUUUGGGGGAGAGGGAAGCCAAAAUAGGUCCCGUGCUUUGGUGUAGACCUUAUUUUUGUGCCUUAAUUGAACUGAAAUGUGCCUUUAGUUCAUAGCCUGUGUUUACUCUUCAAAAGGUGGGGUAGGGGGAAAGGAUUUAAUUCCUCCCAUAAGCAGUCAAGCUUAUUUAACUGGACAAAGCACUUUGAACCCUACAGUUUCUGUUAGUCUCUGGUUUUGCAAACUGCUCACGUCUCGGAGCAUGCUUUUAUAAAUCAUGGACAUCACCAAGACCACACCUUGAGACAGUGACUGAGAGACUGAAAAUGAAGGGAACAGUGUGGCUUUGAUUUGGGUUCCUCCUCUCCCUGCUUUGUGCUUAAAGCUGUUGAUUUGUGGAAAAGCUGUUUAUGCAAGAAAGAGACCUAUGGCGAGGGCAGCUUGGGAUUCCCAGAUUGGCUGUAUUUGGUGACCUCUUUCUGAAUAUUACAUUUACUGAUGGUCCCGUUUGACUUCCUGCUUCUGAAUGUAUUUGUAAAUCCUUAUUUGGACACAGGUUUACUUACCUGCGCGCUGAGGCAUCAGCGUAGGUCACACUGACACACAGCUAUGCAGUCUGUGCAGUGGAGCUUUGGAGACAAGGGGAGAGGAGGGACUUUGCAGAGAGCUGCCAAUAGGCAUUACAGAUGGAAUAGCACAUUUUUUUUGUAUAGUCUGUGUACUAAGAGUGAAUGUAUGUGGAUUAAGCUUGCAAAAAAAAAAAAAAAAAGAAAAAAAAAAAAGAAAGAAACACAAAAUUCACUGAGUGGAAGACUGUCAUCCUGCUGGUCCUGGAAGCUGGUGCACCUGUGGUGUCUUACGGGAUUCUUUUGCACUCCUUAACAUCCGAUUGAGUCUUUUUUAUAAAGCAAAAGAUGUGCUCCUUA
Messenger RNA from Dromaius novaehollandiae (emu), 4443 nucleotides. RefSeq names its product keratinocyte differentiation factor 1 (gene KDF1). Lineage: Eukaryota; Metazoa; Chordata; Aves; Casuariiformes; Dromaiidae. Bases 925 to 2178 code for a protein of 417 amino acids. The transcript is spliced from 5 exons. The record is from RefSeq and is a predicted model, not a curated record. Gene Ontology annotation, biological process: regulation of epidermal cell division; keratinocyte development. Gene Ontology annotation, cellular component: cell junction.